AUGGUCGUCGGAACUGUCCUUGUCACCGGAGGGACCGGCUACAUUGGGUCCUUUACGGCCCUUACUCUCCUCGAGAACGACUAUGACGUCGUCAUCGUCGACAACCUUUACAACUCCUCCGAGGUCGCCGCAGACCGCAUCGAGCUUCUCUGUGGGCGACGUCCGGCGUUUUACAAGGUCGACGUGACCGACGAGGCGGGGCUCGACUCCGUCUUCGAGAAGCACCCCGCCAUCGAUAGCGUGAUUCAUUUCGCUGCUCUCAAGGCCGUUGGCGAGUCCGGAGAGAUCCCCCUCGAGUACUAUCGCGUCAAUGUCGGCGGCACCAUCUCCCUUCUCAGCUCCAUGACGAAGCACAACGUCUCCAACAUCGUCUUCUCCUCCUCGGCCACGGUAUAUGGCGACGCCACCCGCUUCCCCAACAUGAUUCCUAUCCCCGAGACGUGUCCCAUCGGCCCGACGAAUACCUAUGGCCGUACCAAGUCUGUCGUUGAGAUGGUCAUCACCGACCACGUCGAGGCGCAGAGAAACAACCUGAAGAAGGCCGGCAAGCCUUUCGACCACUGGAAUGCGGGCUUGCUGCGCUACUUCAACCCGUGCGGCGCCCACCCCAGCGGGAUCAUGGGAGAAGACCCCAGGGCGUGCCCUACAACCUACUACCCUUGCUCGGAAAGCUCCCUUUACACGUCAAAGCAUUACUACUCAUCCCGGGACGGCACCGCCAUCCGCGACUAUAUCCACGUGCUCGACCUCGCCAAGGGCCACCUCGUUGCCCUCAACUACCUCCGCGAGCAGCAGCCCGGCGUCAAGGCCGUUAACCUCGGCUCCGGCCGCGGCAGCACCGUCUUCGAGAUCAUCAACGCCUUUAGCGCCGGCGAUGUCCUCGAUCUUACCGCCAACCCCGCCCUCGCAAACGAAAUCCUGCACUGGAAGACGGAGCUCAGCAUGGAGCAGGCUUGCGCAGACUUGUGGAAGUGGGUGAGUAACAACCCAAAGGGCUACAGGCAGGAUCCACCAUCCGAGCUAUUGGAAGCUCUCAAGAAGUGA
Messenger RNA from Parascedosporium putredinis, 1044 nucleotides. NCBI's taxonomy places the organism in Eukaryota, Fungi, Ascomycota, Sordariomycetes, Microascales, Microascaceae. The record is from the annotation of a GenBank genome assembly.